This is a messenger RNA of Pediculus humanus corporis (human body louse), 330 nucleotides long. RefSeq lists its product as uncharacterized. The transcript has a single exon. The record is from RefSeq and is a predicted model, not a curated record. Lineage: Eukaryota; Metazoa; Arthropoda; Insecta; Psocodea; Pediculidae. Bases 1 to 330 code for a protein of 109 amino acids.
AUGAGGGCAUUUUCAUUGCAACGAAUACCGUCCAAUUUGCUCAUUUUUUUUAUUUUGUUAGGGGAAAGUUAUGUUUGUUUGUCGUACAGAAUAACCCAAAAUUCUUUUUACGUGUUUGUCCAAUUUUGGUUUGUAGUAACAAACAAUAAAAGUUUGCUUGAACUACGUUGUUCGUUAUUUUUACCACUUUUUGUUUAUACGGAAGUGUAUAUUGCGACAUUAAAAAAAGGCGCUGACCGUCAAAUAUCACACGUUAGAAUUCACAACAAACAAAAUUCAGGCUCUCUUAACACAGGCUUUGUUCAAUUUAAUUGUUUUUACAACAAUUGA